Messenger RNA from Pelobates fuscus (common spadefoot toad), 6216 nucleotides. It is a transcript of the gene MYH7B, whose product is annotated as myosin heavy chain 7B. The record is from RefSeq and is a predicted model, not a curated record. NCBI's taxonomy places the organism in Eukaryota, Metazoa, Chordata, Amphibia, Anura, Pelobatidae. Gene Ontology annotation, cellular component: myosin filament; cytoplasm; myosin II complex. The transcript is spliced from 43 exons. Bases 169 to 6000 code for a protein of 1943 amino acids. Gene Ontology annotation, molecular function: actin filament binding; ATP binding; microfilament motor activity.
AUGGGAAUUUCUGACAUAUCUGCCCUCUGCUGUGACCUUCACAUACACAAUAAAAAGAGGCUUCUGUGUAUCUCACCCGCAGCCUCUCGGUCCUGUAGCCAAGGGGUCAGGAGCAUUCCAAGGGAGUCGUAUCUUUGCUGCUGGCUUGGUUUCCAUUGACCAACCACCAUGUCUUCUCUCCAGGAUAUGACAGAGUUUGGAGAGGCAGCUGAUUACCUGCGAAAGAGUGCCAAUGAGCUUAUGAAGCUGCAAACUAUACCGUUUGAUGGUAAGAAAAAAGGCUGGAUUCCAGAUGACAAAGAAGCCUACAUUGAAGUGGAAAUAAAGGAUUCCUCUGGUGGCAACGUCACAGUGGAAACAAAAGAUAAAAGGGUUCUAACUGUGAAGGAGGAUGACAUCCAGCAGAUGAAUCCUCCAAAGUUCGACAUGAUUGAAGAUAUGGCCAUGCUGACUCAUCUCAAUGAGGCGUCAGUACUUUCCAACCUGAAACGUCGCUAUGCCAACUGGAUGAUCUACACCUAUUCUGGGCUCUUCUGUGUAACCGUGAACCCAUACAAAUGGCUUCCUGUGUACACUGCAACUGUUGUAGCUGCCUACAGAGGCAAGAGGCGCUCCGAGGCUCCACCGCACAUCUAUUCCAUCGCCGAUAACGCAUACAAUGAGAUGGUGCGCAAUCGUGAAAACCAAUCCAUGUUGAUCACUGGAGAAUCCGGUGCAGGCAAAACUGUUAACACGAAACGUGUAAUUCAGUACUUUGCCAUAGUGGCAGCCCUUGGGGAAGGGAUCGGAAAGAAGAGCCAAGGUCCGGCUACAAAAACUGGGGGGACCUUGGAAGAUCAAAUCAUCGAGGCUAACCCAGCAAUGGAGUCUUUUGGCAAUGCCAAAACACUGAGAAAUGACAAUUCCUCUCGUUUCGGAAAGUUUAUCCGAAUACAUUUUGGACCAACUGGAAAGUUGGCUUCGGCUGACAUUGACAUUUACCUCUUGGAAAAAUCAAGAGUGAUUUUCCAGCAGCCCGGGGAGAGAAGUUACCAUAUAUAUUACCAGAUCCUAUCUGGAAAGAAGCCAGAACUUCAAGACAUGUUGCUGCUCUCCACCAAUCCCUAUGAUUACCACUUCUGCUCACAAGGUGUAACAACCGUCGAUAACCUGGACGAUGGAGAAGAACUCAUGGCCACUGAUCACGCCAUGGACAUUCUUGGUUUCAGUCAAGAUGAGAAGACAGCCAGCUAUAAAAUAGUAGGCGCCGUCAUGCACUUUGGAAAUAUGAAGUUUAAGCAGAAGCAGAGGGAGGAGCAGGCAGAAGCCGAAGGCACUGAAAGUGCUGACAAGGCGGCUUACCUAAUGGGCAUCAGCUCAGCUGACCUCAUUAAAGGUUUACUCCACCCAAGAGUUAAGAUUGGAAAUGAAUAUGUGACCAAAGGUCAAAAUGUGGAACAGGUCGUUUUUGCAGUUGGUGCUUUGGCGAAGGCUACAUAUGACCGCAUGUUCAAGUGGCUUGUUAGUCGAAUUAACAGGACGCUGGACACAAAACUAUCCAGACAGUUCUUCAUAGGAGUCCUGGAUAUUGCCGGCUUUGAAAUAUUCGAGUAUAACAGUUUUGAACAGCUCUGCAUCAAUUUCACCAAUGAGAAACUGCAACAGUUUUUCAACCAUCACAUGUUUGUCCUAGAACAGGAGGAAUAUAAGAAGGAGGGAAUCGAGUGGGUGUUUAUUGAUUUUGGGUUGGACCUUCAAGCUUGCAUUGACCUAAUAGAAAAGCCUUUAGGUAUCCUGUCCAUCUUGGAAGAAGAAUGUAUGUUCCCCAAGGCAUCAGAUAUGAGCUUCAAAGCAAAGCUUUAUGACAAUCACUUGGGAAAGUCUCCCAACUUCCAGAAGCCGAAACUCGACAAGAAACGCAGAUACGAACCUCAUUUUGAGCUGGUCCAUUAUGCUGGAGUGGUACCCUACAAUAUUAUUGGCUGGUUGGAUAAAAAUAAGGACCCUCUGAAUGAAACCGUUGUAACAGUCUUCCAGAAAUCUUCAAAUAAACUGCUGGCCAGUCUGUAUGAAAAAUAUGCUGGCUCCUACUCGGAUGAACAUCAUAAAACCGGCGUCAAAGAAAAACGCAAAAAGGCAGCUUCAUUCCAAACCGUAUCACAGCUUCACAAGGAAAAUCUGAAUAAGCUGAUGACCAACCUUCGGUCAACGCAGCCCCACUUUGUGCGGUGCAUUAUCCCUAAUGAGAGCAAAACCCCAGGUGCUAUAGAUGCAUUUAUGGUCCUUCACCAACUAAGAUGCAAUGGUGUUCUAGAAGGGAUUCGAAUCUGUCGCAAAGGAUAUCCUAACAGGCUUCUAUAUGCAGAGUUUAAGCAACGGUAUCGAAUUCUCAAUCCUAAUUCAAUCCCAGAUGAUAAAUACGUUGAUAGCAGAAAAGCCACGGAAAAACUGCUGGGUUCAUUGGACAUUGACCACACACAGUACAAAUUUGGCCACACCAAAGUCUUCUUCAAGGCUGGGUUGCUAGGGCAGCUGGAAGAAAUGCGGGAUGAACGCUUGGCCAAGAUCAUCACUAUGCUGCAGGCGAGAAGUCGAGGGAGACUGAUGAGAAUUGAGUACCAAAAAAUCAUUGCAAGAAGGGAUGCAUUGUUGGUGAUCCAGUGGAAUAUUCGUGCUUUCAACGCUGUCAAGAAUUGGUCUUGGAUGAAGCUUUUCUUCAAAAUUAAACCAUUGCUGAAGUCGGCACAGACUGAGAAGGAAAUGGCCAAUAUGAAGGAAGAAUUUGUGAAGUUGAAGGAGGCUUUGGAGAAGUCUGAAGCUAAGAGGAAGGAGCUGGAAGAGAAACAAGUCACCUUAGUGCAGGAGAAGAAUGACCUUGGUCUGCAGCUUCAAGCUGAACAAGAUAAUCUUGCUGAUGCUGAGGAGCGUUGCGACCUACUGAUCAAAACGAAAAUCCAACUGGAAGCCAAACUAAAAGAGUUGGCGGAAAGAGUGGAGGAUGAAGAGGAAAUGAAUUCUGACUUGACUUCGAAGAAACGCAAGUUGGAAGAUGAGUGUGCUGAGUUAAAAAAGGAUAUUGAUGACCUGGAGAUUACUCUGGCCAAAGUUGAAAAGGAGAAGCAUGCGACUGAAAACAAGGUGAAGAACCUUGUAGAGGAGAUGGCAGCUCUGGAUGAAAUCAUUGCUAGACUGACCAAAGAGAAAAAAGCCCUACAGGAAGCUCACCAACAAGCUUUGGAUGACUUGCAAGCAGAAGAAGACAAAGUCAAUACGCUUACCAAGGCGAAAGCCAAGUUGGAGCAACAAGUGGACGAUCUGGAAGGGUCCCUGGAACAGGAGAAGAAGCUACGGAUGGAUUUGGAGCGUUCUAAACGUAAGCUAGAAGGUGAUCUGAAACUUACCCAGGAGUCGGUCAUGGAUCUAGAGAACGACAAGCAGCAACUGGAAGAGAAGCUGAAGAAGAAAGAUUUUGAGAUCAGCCAACUAAACUCUAGGAUUGAGGACGAACAAAUGAUGUGUGCUCAACUGCAGAAGAAAAUAAAGGAACUACAGGCACGUAUUGAAGAACUAGAAGAAGAGUUGGAGUCUGAACGAGCUACACGUGCUAAGGUAGAGAAGCAACGCUCUGAAGUAGCGAAGGAGCUAGAGGAGUUGAGUGAGAGGCUAGAAGAAGCUGGAGGCGCCACAUCUGUGCAGAUCGAGAUGAACAAGAAGAGAGAGGCGGAAUUCUUGAAGAUGCGUAGAGACCUAGAAGAGGCAACCUUGCACCAUGAGGCCACAGCUGCUGGGUUGCGCAAAAAGCAUGCAGACACUGUGGCUGAGCUCGGGGAGCAGAUAGACAGCUUGCAGAGGGUCAAGCAGAAGCUGGAAAAGGAGAAAAGUGAAAUGAAGAUGGAGCUCGAUGACUUGUCUUCUAAUAUUGAGCAGCUUAUGAAAAAUAAGGGCAAUGCCGAAAAACUGUGUCGCACUUAUGAAGAUCAGCUGGGUGAGGCAAAGUGCAAGGUUGAUGAGUUGCAGCGUCAAUUAGCCGAUGUCUCUCUGCACAGAGCCAGACUGCAGACUGAGAACGGAGAAUUAUCCAGGCUCUUGGAAGAAAAGGAAUCUCUUGUCAACCAGUUGAGUCGAGGCAAAGCGUCCUUCACCCAGACCAUUGAAGAACUGAAGAGACAAUUAGAAGAGGAAACCAAGUCAAAAAAUGCACUAGCCCAUGCACUACAGGCAUCUCGCCAUGACUGUGACCUGAUGCGGGAGCAGUAUGAAGAAGAACAGGAGGCCAAAGCUGAAUUGCAGAGGUCUCUGUCUAAAGCAAAUGCCGAGGUGGCCCAGUGGAGAAACAAGUAUGAAACAGAUGCUAUACAGCGAACAGAAGAACUGGAAGAUGCCAAGAAGAAACUUGCAGCACGUCUUCAGGACGCAGAGGAGGCAGUAGAAGCUGCCAAUGCCAAGUGCUCCUCUCUGGAGAAGACCAAGCAUCGUCUACAAACAGAGAUUGAGGAUUACGUUAUUGACCUAGAAAGAGCCAACUCUGCUGCUGCUGCUUUGGACAAGAAACAAAGGAACUUUGACAGGAUUCUCAUCGAAUGGAAGCAGAAGUACGAGGAGACCCAGGCUGAGCUGGAAGCCUCGCAGAAGGAAUCACGUAGUCUUAGCACAGAACUCUUUAAGUUGAAAAAUGCCUAUGAGGAGUCUCUGGAUAAUUUGGAGACAAUGAAACGGGAAAACAAAAACUUGCAAGAGGAAAUUGCCGACCUCACAGAUCAAAUCAGUGCCAGCGGCAAAAUGAUCCAUGAAUUAGAAAAGGUGAAGAAGGCUCUAGAGAGUGAAAAGAGUGAAAUCCAGGCAGCUCUGGAGGAGGCCGAGGGGGCCCUAGAACAUGAGGAGAGCAAGACCUUGAGAAUUCAGUUGGAGCUGUCACAGAUAAAAGCUGAUGUAGACAGAAAACUGGCUGAAAAAGACGAGGAAAUUGAGAACCUGAGGCGCAACCACCAGAGGGCCAUGGAGUCCAUGCAGGCAAGUCUCGACGCGGAAGCCAAGGCCAGGAAUGAAGCUAUCCGGCUCAAGAAAAAGAUGGAAGGAGAUCUCAAUGAAAUGGAGAUCCAACUCAACCAUGCCAACCGGCAGGCUGCAGAAUCCCAGAAAAUGGUCCGUCACCUCCAAUCUCAGAUGAAGGAUUUGCAGAUUGAGUUGGAUGAUACCCUCCGACACAACGAUGAUCUAAAAGAACAGGCUGCAGCUCUUGAGAGACGUAAUAACUUGCUCUUAGCCGAGGUAGAGGAACUACGGGCCGCACUGGAACAAGCAGAGAGGGGAAGGAAAUUGGCAGAGCAGGAGCUGCUGGAGGCAACAGAGAGAGUCAACCUCCUACAUGCUCAGAACACUGGCCUUAUUAACCAGAAAAAGAAACUAGAUGCAGACAUCUCUCAGCUGACCACAGAGGUAGAAGAAGCUGUCCAGGAAUGUCGAAACGCAGAAGAAAAAGCCAAGAAAGCCAUCACCGAUGCUGCAAUGAUGGCAGAAGAGCUGAAGAAAGAACAAGAUACCAGUGCGCACCUUGAAAGAAUGAAGAAGAACAUGGAGCAGACCAUCAAAGACCUGCAAAUGCGUCUCGACGAGGCCGAGCAAAUUGCACUUAAAGGAGGAAAGAAACAAAUUCAGAAGCUUGAGGCCAAGGUCAGGGAGCUGGAAGGAGAGCUUGAGAUUGAGCAGAAGAAGAAUGCAGAAACUCAAAAAGGAAUCCGAAAGUAUGAGAGAAGAAUAAAGGAACUCACCUACCAGACUGAAGAAGAUCGGAAGAACCUGGCUCGCAUGCAGGAUCUGAUUGACAAACUGCAGAUGAAAGUCAAGAGUUACAAGAGGCAGUCUGAAGAGGCGGAGAUGCAGGCCAGCUCCAACCUAGUGAAGUACAGAAAAGUUCAGCACGAGCUGGACGAUGCAGAGGAACGUGCUGAUGUAGCAGAAGCACAAGUCAAUAAGCUGCGUGUUCGAACCAGGGAGGCUGCAACUUCUAAGCAUGAAGAAUGAUGACAUUGGAAUUCAGACAGUCUGUCAUCCCCCACCAGCAGCUGCAACAGCUGUCACCAGGCCUGAUCCGACUUCUUUUUAUUCCUAAGCAAAACCCCUACCCCUUGAAAGCAUAAUAAAAACGAGAGGCAAAAAAGCUGGCGUGUCUGUGUGUGGUGCAUCUACACUCUCCAAUUCCGAUUGUUAAUGGGAUUUGAUUUAAAGAGAAUUCAACAG